CUGCGAAGAAAACUCAGUCUUAUGUUGUUUGUUCUGAUUCAUCGGGGGGUCAACUCCUGAGGAGCGGAUGAAGAAACAAAUUUUGCUUUUAUUCACAUUCAGAGGCAUAGUGAGCAAAGGCAAAAAGGGGAAAAAAAGAAAAUGGACAAUUUUAUCAUACGGACGGCCCAACCAAACGAUGUGUGCGAUAUCUUGCGACUCAUAAAGGAACUUGCAAAAUUUGAAGAGAUGGAGGAGCAGGUCAUCCUGACAGAGAAAGACCUACUUGAAGAUGGCUUUGGAGAUCAACCAUUCUACCACUGCUUGGUUGUUGAGGUGCCAAAAGAAAAGCAAACGUCAGAAGGGCACACUGUCAUUGCCUUUGCCAUGUACUACUUCACAUAUGAUCCUUGGAUUGGAAAGCUACUGUACUUGGAGGACUUCUUUGUCAUGCCAGAGUUUCGGGGUUUUGGCAUCGGCUCAGAGAUCCUGAAGGCCUUGAGUGAGACGGCAGUGAAGACUCGAUGCAGCAGCAUGCACUUCAUUGUGGCAGAAAACAACACAAAGUCUAUUGAAUUCUACAAAAGACGAGGGGCAGCUGACCUUUCUUCCGAGGAAGGUUGGCGCCUGUUUGCCAUUGACAAGGGGGAGCUGUUGAAAAUGACCACCAAAUAAAACUUUAAUGGUUAAUCCAGCUCUGUUUUCUACAGGUAGACUUGAUGAAUACUGUACAUCUACAUGAGUUACAAAUCUGCUAUGUCAACGCUACUCCCUUUGGAACACCUCCAGUAAAUGAUUGAAAUAAAAGGGAAGGCAUGUUUGAGUAAAUGAAAACAAAUUAAAAACACCAGCAGAAGUUUUAUCCUGUUUAUUUUUUUAAUUGUCAUGCAAUAAAUACAACUGUUUGAAAGAGUUUUAUUGAAAUGUAUUCAAAGAUUCAAAUUGAACUGACAUGCAAAGUUUCCAGAUUUGUUUUCCUUUCAAUAAUUUUCCAGAUUGAUUGAUGGUGAAUUAUCACCCAUCCUAAUUAUCAGAUAAUGGAAUAAAUUUAGUGCAUAACUACCAAUCCCUGCUGAUUGACUUUGACUUGGUGGGUCCCUUGGGUCUACUAUGGUACUGUUUUUAAUGUUGGUCAUUACUUUCGAACUCGGAAAGCAAUGUCGUUUUUAAGUAGCACUUGUUGAUACAAAAAGUUUGAGAACCACUGUGUUAAAAUAAAAUGUGUGGAAAACUGGUACAACAA
Molecule: messenger RNA, 1222 nt
Organism: Hippocampus zosterae (dwarf seahorse)
Lineage: Eukaryota; Metazoa; Chordata; Actinopteri; Syngnathiformes; Syngnathidae
Product: diamine acetyltransferase 1-like
Exons: 6
Coding region: 142-654 (170 amino acids)
Molecular function (GO): N-acetyltransferase activity
Source: RefSeq, a predicted model, not a curated record